AUGCCGCUGUACAGUAUUUUUAUUGCGGAACGUCUUAAAUACGGUGAGUCCGGCCAGGCAGCCCUCUUGAACUCCUCACGGCGAAACGAUAACGCUGGCGCCGGCCGGUUUGCGUACGACAACAGCGUGAUAUCGGAAUGUGCUGCAAAGGGAGGCGAAUGUGACGAAAGCAAGGGAAGGCCCGUGUGUGGAAGUGACAAUAAGACGUAUCCUACACGCUGUCAUCUGAUCCGUGCGCAAUGUAGUGGACAUCAGGUCGCCUUCAAGCAUCGAGGAUCAUGCAAAGAUGUGUGCAUUGCCUCACGAACUUAUGCUCUCCAACAACGCGCCAACUCCCCGUACACGGUCAAGUACGUACCGAGAUGUCGGGAGGAUGGAACUUACGCACCGGUCCAGUGUAUCGAUGGUGGCGGUUGUUGGUGUGUUAAUGGGCAAGGUAAGCAGCUGCCCAACACCAUGGUUCAGCACGGGAAACCGAUCUGUGUGAAGAAGGGCAAAUCGAACCAACGGCGAUCAUCACCUCGCAACCCGGUUCGCAACAAGCGCAGUUGCAGUGGACUAGAUCGCGCUGUUUUUAACACGAAUCUGCUGAAGCUGUUCCAAAACGAGCAUGUCCGGGUGCACCAGCACAAUCUUACCGGUCCGAUCAACGAAAAGGUGGUGCUGGACUGGAAGUUUGCCGUGAUGGAUCUCAAUGGCAACAAUCUGCUAGACAAGACGGAGUAUCGCACGAUGAAACGACUAAUCAAGAAGGUCGUGAAACCGAAACGCUGUGGCAGAUCGUUCGGUAAGAACUGUGACGCAGACCAGGACGAACGACUAUCGCGCAACGAAUGGUACAACUGUUUAGCAAAAGACGACGUCACACCUCACAACCCGUCGUCACAAUCACCAUCAUCAUCAUCAUCAAUAUCUAGUUCCUCUUCCGGUGGUUCUGGACACUAUACAGUCCCCCAUCUACAUCAUCAUCAACAUCAUAGCACUCUCGGUGGGCUGUCACGCGGCAAUGGUGGCAUGGGUGGUGGGUCUAUCGGUGGUACGGUAGGCGGAGGCGGCAGAGGCGGCGGCGGCGUCAACGGCGGCACCGGCGGUGGUGGUCACUUUCUGCGUGCCGACGACGACGACGACGACGAUUCACAGAAUAUCUCAAAUGAUUUCACUGACGAUGACGAUGACGAUCAUUCAGAGAAUGAGUACGAUUCGGACGAACUGCCCGACAGUGAUAAUGCACUACUGAACGGAUUGCAGUUGCCCGUUAACGGAUUGCAGCCAUACCUGUGUAUGUAUCUACUUACCUUCUUCUCGUCGAUCAUCAUCCUUCUUCCUGAAAUUUCCAACCUUACCGAUAUGGCCAUUUAG
This is a messenger RNA of Anopheles funestus (African malaria mosquito), 1359 nucleotides long. RefSeq names its product SPARC-related modular calcium-binding protein 2-like. The coding region runs from base 1 to 1359 and encodes 452 amino acids. The record is from RefSeq and is a predicted model, not a curated record. Gene Ontology annotation, molecular function: protein binding; calcium ion binding. The transcript has 6 exons. Lineage: Eukaryota; Metazoa; Arthropoda; Insecta; Diptera; Culicidae.